This is a messenger RNA of Stylonychia lemnae, 2091 nucleotides long. Lineage: Eukaryota; Ciliophora; Spirotrichea; Sporadotrichida; Oxytrichidae. The record is from the annotation of a GenBank genome assembly.
AUGACACAUGCGAAUAAAAGUGAAGGUUAUGAUGAAAUAUCAAAUAAGGAGUAAAGCUUAACAAGGCUUCCAUAAAUAGAUGAAAGCUAUAUUAGGGAUGAAACCUAUGGAAAUAAGGGAAUGCAAAAUACAAACACUAAUCAAGUUAAUCCUUUAAAGCAGUAUGAGGAAUUCAAGAAAAAGAAAGACAUGAUUUAUCAUGAGAUACUCUAGCAAAAAUCAAGGCUAGAUAAUAACCAUAAGUAGCUUAUAUUUAACAAGCAAUCAGACAACAGUAAUCAAAAGUCAACUCGCCCUUCAAAUAUUAGUAAUAAGGGAUUAUUCAAUAUUAUACAUCCAAAAAAUGAAUUAGAGAGCAAGUAUUAAGAUCUUACUAAUUUUAACAGUAAUAGGAAAUUGCAUAAAAAUAGACUUAUAGGAAGUACAUUGCUAGAGCCAAUAAACAGGAGCUAUGAUUUUAAUAAUGAAAUAGACUAAAAUAGAUCAUAAAUUAAUGCAGAAAUAAGGAAGACUAGAAAGUUAACAGAUAUUGCCUCAAUCACUUUGUAUAGUAGAAAUGAUUUUAGUAAGAAGUCAGGCAAUUCUGUAUAUAUUGAUAAACUCCUUAGGAAAAAACAAAAUUUUGAUAAAAAUAAUGUUUCAAAUAUAAAUAGCACUUAAGCAACUGCAAACGAUGAUAAUAGUAAGGUCUAUAAGCAGCAGUAAUUGAAUGUAUCUAUGAAUAGGCAGAAAACUAUCUAGGAUGAAAAUAAAGAUAAAGUUGGUAGCAUUAAAAUGAGUAUGUAUCAAACAUACUCUCCCCACAAAAUUAGUUAAAAACAUAUAAGAUCUAUCUAUGAAAACCAGUAUGAAUCUAAUAAAAGAUCUGUUAGUAAAUUAAGAAAAUUGAGAGGAGAUGAUACUAGUAAAGAUCUAAUGAAUAGCUCAAAAAGAUUUAAAAGCAUUUAAGAAAAUUAUCCUCAAGAAUCCUAAGACUUACAAGAAAUGCAAAUGAUAAAAAUUGAGCUUAAACCCUAUCCAAUAACUAAAAAUAUCAAGCUGUCAAAUUUAGGUUAUUCUGGAGUUUCAUAAAUUAACAAUGCGUCUUAAGAUUAGGCUAUAAAUUCACAGGUUAUAGAAAUCACAAAUAUGGCCAGCUAACUAUAUCAAGCCAAGAACUAAAAAAAUUUGAAUAAUUCAGUCAUCGUUAUCAAGCCAACUUUAAAUGCUUAAAUAUAUCCUAAUUUAAAAGAUAAACAGCAAAAUUUAUAAGAGCAUUCUACAAUAGAAACUCUGGAGUAAAAUAAGAUCAGGCAAUAGUUCUCUUAGAGAAAAGAUACUAAAAUGACAAGCAAAACGAGAACAUCUAGAAUAGAUGAGAAGGACUAAUAAGAUAAAUUCAACAAACUCAUGAAGUUUGACCUAGAUACUCAGGUUAACAAGAUGGAUCAGUAAAUAAAUUAGUUGAGAAAGCAACUUAAGAAUUCUGAAAAGUAUUCUAGUUGCAAUAACAUUGAUAAAUCUGUGAGUCCUAGAAAAGUCACAUUCUAAAUCGAUCCAACCAAUAAUGAUGAAUUAUUUCAAAUUAGAUUCGAUGAGUGCUUCGCUCUAGAGGAGAAUUACAUGAACUGCCUCUUCCAGAAAGCUCUCAAGGACAGAACCAUGAACAACAACUGUGUUCUUGACUCCAUUCUUUGGUUCCACCUCGAGUGCCCCAAGGCCGCUUCCAAGUUCGAUGAUCCAAUUACUUUCAAGCGCAAAGUUCACGAUUUCAUCGCAGAGCAAAAGAGUAUCAGAGAAGGAAUUAAUAGUAUUAGCACAGACUUUAACAGACUUAAAGCUCAAUUCGGUGGUGUAGCCUACCCAGAAGAUGUCCAAGAAAAUAAAUAACUUAGAUAAUUCCAUGAUAUCUUUGAGCAACAUUCACCAAUUAAAACUCCAAUUCCUGAAGAGGAUUAUGAAAACGAACACGAAGAUGAUCUUUAUGAGGACAUCGAUCCCAAGGAAGCAGAAUAUCUUGACAUUCCAGAUUUUCUCUAGCCCUAACCAAUCACUCUUCAGGAUAGUAAGAGAUUUGCUCCAAAGCAGGAGGUAUCUCAAGACGAAGAAUGA